AUGUAUUAUGGAACGAGUAAAAGUGGUUCGGACAAAAUCAAUUUAUUAUUAAUCUCUGUUAAAAGUUUGUCAAAUGAUCUAUUUUCAAAUGGUGGGGGACAAAGUUCAUCCAAUCAACAACAACAUCAUUUAUCUUUGGGAAAUGGUGUAGGGACAACGGCAAGCAAUAAUGCUAAUAAUGGAACAAAUCAAAAUGGCUCAAAUAUUGUCGAAAAUUUAGAUAAUCAUCUUGGAUCAACAGUGGCUACUACAUUUCCCUAUGAUACGUCAAGUUCAUUAGAUUAUCCACGUUUUAGUGGAUUUGAUCGUCUCGAUUUGAGAAAUUUUGCAUCGUCAACGUCUACCACCUCUUCAUCAUCGUCGAGUAAGACAAAUCUCAAUCCUUAUUCAAAUUUUACCAUGAUGCAGGCUGCUAUGCAACAUCAUACAGCAGCAACUGUCUCUACACCAACUGCACACAACGGGCAAUUAACAAGUGACUAUUUAACAUCAGUACCAAAUGGAGGUUGGAAAGUACAAGAUGCAGCAGCAGCCGCCGCAUUCGGAAUGCAAUCACCUAUGCAUCACCACCAUCAAUUAUCAUCACAUUUUAGUGCAAUGACAGCCAAUCCAAUGUUGUACUACAAUUGGAUGAGACCAGGUAGUGGACCGGAGUUUAAUUUUGAACACAAACGUACUCGUCAAACCUAUACUCGGCAUCAAACGUUAGAAUUAGAAAAAGAAUUUCAUUACACUAAUAGAUAUUUAACACGACGUCGACGAAUCGAAAUUGCACAUCAAUUAAGUUUGACCGAGCGACAAAUUAAAAUCUGGUUUCAAAAUCGUCGUAUGAAAUGGAAAAAAGAAAAUAAUUUUAAAUCAUUAAAUGAUCCAAAUGUUAAAUUAGAAGCAUCUAAUAAUUCACACCAUUCAUUGACCGAUUCAUCAUGUUAUCAUCAAAUAAAAAAAGAGCACACACAAGUGAAUUCAAUCUCAAAUACAACAUUUCAAUCACAAACCCGGUCAUUUAUAAAACAAUUUCAAUUAUACACCACGCAAACAUUUUUACGUACAUUGAGUUUUGUACAAAAAACAACACAAGCAAAUAGUUUGAUGUCUGGUUUGUUAACAAAUUUUCGGUUUGUUCAAUCUCCACCUGGCUUCACUCAAGAUUUAUUUUUCACUCCAUCACUUUAUGUUAAUAAAAGUAAUUUAACAUGUUCAUGUGAUGUUUCAUCAAAAUGUCUUGAACCAUCAGCAAUAUACAACAAUUUAACGUUAUAUCUUGAAUUUGUUGUACCUGGUUUUUAUUUAAGUUGUUUUAUUGUUGAUUCAUUAUUACAAUCAAUAUUAGAAUGUUUUUAUCAACGUCAAUGUAUAAAUGAAAUACAAUCAUGGAUGACAACAAACUUCACCAUAGUAUCACCACCUGAUGCAACACUUAAAAGUAAAUAUCGGCCAACAACACCAGUUCAGGAAAUAUUCAGCAAUUUAACGAUUGAACAGUGGCUAACAACAAUAUUAUUCAGUAGCUAUUAUGAUGAAUGUCAUCCAACAGAAUGCACCUUUUCUUAUGUACAAUCAUUUGAUCUACUCUAUACAAUAGUAGCACUUCUUGCAUUAACUGGUGGACUCACAAAAAUUCUAAAAGUUAUCGUACCGAAUGUAGUGAGAUUAAUAAGGUGA
Molecule: messenger RNA, 1665 nt
Organism: Didymodactylos carnosus
Lineage: Eukaryota; Metazoa; Rotifera; Eurotatoria; Philodinida; Philodinidae
Source: the annotation of a GenBank genome assembly